Rosa chinensis is the source of this 4452-nucleotide messenger RNA. Its product is annotated as disease resistance protein RPV1. Gene Ontology annotation, biological process: defense response; signal transduction. Bases 445 to 4212 code for a protein of 1255 amino acids. NCBI's taxonomy places the organism in Eukaryota, Viridiplantae, Streptophyta, Magnoliopsida, Rosales, Rosaceae. The record is from RefSeq and is a predicted model, not a curated record. Gene Ontology annotation, molecular function: protein binding; ADP binding. The transcript has 8 exons.
CUGUUAUCUGUUAUCUGUAUGUGUUUCUGGUAGAGUCAGUUUACCAAAAACAAGAAAGAAGGAAGGAAAAACUAAAGAAACUGCAUUUUCAUUUCAUAACAGAGUUCCAAAGAUAACAGAGUUACAAAAGUAUGUUAUGUUCUGAACACUGUGGACAGCUAUUCAUCUAGAACAAAACGGGUCUAGAAACUUGGGCAAAACCCGAUACAUAUUAAUGGGCUAAGGAAGAGAAAGCCUGGAAUGAACAGUGAAUGAUCUUAUCAGUUUCUAUAUUUCUGUUAUCUGUAAACCCAGUAGGGAAGAGAAACCUGAAAAACGACUGCUUGUUUUCCAUGAUAGUUACUUCCGAGCCUUGAAAUUGUGUUGAAAGCUUCUCCGGCUACUGGUAUAUAUAGUCCUUGGACACGUACUCUUCCACAAGUACAAAAGUAGGUUUCAUCGGAAAUGAGCACUCAAAGAACCUCUGCAUCUUCCCCCCCUUCAACUCCUCAGUGGAAAUAUGAUGUCUUUCUGAGCUUUAGAGGUGAUGACACUCGCAAGGCUUUUACAGACCACUUAUACACUGCAUUGGAACAUCAAGGAAUCAUAACUUUCAGGGAUGAUCCUGAACUUCAAAAAGGGGAAGCUAUUUCUCCAGCACUUUUUGCUGCAAUUGAAGAAUCAAGAUUUGCUCUCAUUGUUCUCUCUCAAAAUUAUGCAUCGUCAACAUGGUGCUUGAGUGAACUUGUGAGAAUUCUUGAAUGUAUGAAAGCAAGAGAAGCUGUGCUGCCAAUUUUCUAUGAUGUUGAUCCCUCUGAUGUACGAAAGCAAACAGGGAGUUUUAGACAAGCCUUCGCUAAUCAUGAAGAAAGAUUUAGGGGUGACGAAGAGAAAGUGCGAAGGUGGAGAGAUGCUUUAAUUGAAGUGGCAAGUUUCUCUGGGUGGAAUUCAAAGGAUUGGUAUGAAUCAAAGAUCAUUACAGAUAUUGUUGAAGUUAUAUGUAAAAGAUUGCAACCUACAUCAUACAGUUAUGCAGAAAAUCUAGUUGGAAUUCACUCAAGAUUGCAUCCAGUUAAUUUGCUUUUAAGUGUAGGGGUGGAUGAUGUCCGCUUCAUUGGUAUAUGGGGAAUGGGCGGGAUUGGUAAGACUACUAUGGUAAGAGCGGUGUACGAGAGAAUCUCUUGUGAAUUUCAAUUCAGUUUCCUAAUUACUGAUGUCAGAAACUCCGUUGAAAAAAGUGGUUUACUUAAUCUGCAAAAGCAACUUCUCUCUGGGAUUGGGGUAAAAGAGGCUGACAUAUCAGACCUUCAUGUAGGAGCCACCAGAUUAAAGAGGUUAUUACGUCACAAAAAAGUUCUUCUCAUUCUUGAUGAUGUGAACCAUUCAAGUCAUUUAGAAUAUUUGGCAGGAAACCCAGAGUGGUUUGGUUCAGGGAGUAGAGUUCUUAUCACAACUAGAGAUGAGCAUUUGUUGAUUGAACGUGAAGUGGAGAAUAGAUUGAAGGUCGAAGAAUUAAAUGAUGAUGAUUCUCUUCAGCUUUUUAGCUGGAAAGCUUUCAAAAGAGGUUAUCCUGAAGAAGAUUUUCUUGAUUUGUCUAAAUCUGUUAUAAGUGAUGCCAAAGGUCUUCCUUUAGCUCUUAAAGUACUGGGUUCUCUUUUGUAUAAAAGUGAUCCAAGUGAAUGGGACAGUGCAUUGAGAAAACUAGGAAGAGUUUGUAACUCGGAAAUCUUUGACAUACUUAAAAUAAGUUACGACAGUCUAGAUUCUGAAGAGAAGAAAAUAUUCCUAGACAUUGCAUGUUUCUUUAAUUGGCAGGACAAAGAUCGAGUAACAGAAGUACUAAAUAGGUGCGAUUUUUCUGCAAUUUUUGGAAUAAAAGUUCUUAUCAAAAGAUCUUUGUUGACUGUUUCGCAUGGAAAACUAAGGAUGCACGAUUUGCUUCAAGAAAUGGGACGGGAAAUUGUCCACCGUGAAUCUCCUAACGAGCCGGGCAGGUGCAGUAGGUUGUGGCUUCUUGAAGACGUCAAACAUGUCUUGACCAAGAAUACUGGAACUGAAGCAGUAGAAGGCAUAUUUGUGGACUCAACAGCGUCAGGAGUAGGAGUGGAUGUGAAUCCAAAAUCAUUUUCAAUGAUGAACAAAUUGAGAUACCUGAAAAUUAAGAAUGGGAACCUGCCCAAGGGACUUGAUUAUCUUCCAGAUAGUUUACGGAUUCUUGAUUGGACGAGGUAUCCGUCAAAUUCUCUGCCAUCACAUUUCAACCCUCAGAAGCUGCUUGAACUUAACUUGUGUCAUAGUUGUAUUAAACAUGUUCGGAUAGGAACAGAGCCUUUAUGGAAGUUGAAAACCAUUAAUCUGAGUCACUCUCUGAAUCUUGUCAACACCCCAAACUUUAAAGGUAUGCCAUAUCUCGAGUUUCUGUUUCUUGAAGGUUGUGUAAGAUUGUAUGAGGUUGACCCGACAAUUGAAGUGCUUGAAAGACUUACUGUGCUGAACUUGAAAGAUUGCAAGAAUCUUGUGCGACUUCCAAGCAGUGUAGGUGGCUUAAAAUCUCUCAAAGAUCUCAAUCUUUCUGGUUGCUCAAAGCUUGACAAGUUGCCGGAUGAGUUGGGUCAUGUUGCCUGUUUGGAGAAGCUUGAUGUGAGUGGAAGUGGCAUAAGAGAACUGCCCUCCUCUAUUGGCAUGCUUGAAAGACUUACUGUGCUGAACUUGAAAGAUUGCAAGAAUCUUGUGCGACUUCCAAGCAGUGUAGGUGGCUUAAAAUCUCUCAAAGAUCUCAAUCUUUCUGGUUGCUCAAAGCUUGACAAAUUGCCGGAUGAGUUGGGUCAUGUUGCCUGUUUGGAGAAGCUUGAUGUGAGUGGAAGUGGCAUAAGAGAACUGCCCUCCUCUAUUGGCAUGCUUGAAGGACUUACUGUGCUGAAAAUGGAAGAUUGCAAACAUCUUGAGUGUCUUCCAAGCAGUGUAGGUGGCUUAAAAUCUCUCAAAAAUCUCAAUGUUUCUGGUUGCUCAAAACUUGACAAAUUGCCGGAUGAGUUGGGUCAUGUUGCCUGUUUUGAGAAGCUUGAUGUGAGUGGAACUGGCAUAAGAGAACUGCCCUCCUCUAUUGGUCUUUUGAAAAACCUCAAAGAAUUCUCUCUUGCUGGGUGUAAAGCAUGGUCACCUAAAUCAUGGAAUAUGAUCCCCUUUCAGUUAUUGCGUAAAAGAAGUCCCAUUCCGGCAGGAUUGUCGCUGCAUUGUUUGACGGGUUUGCAUUCCUUAACUGAUUUGGAUCUAAGUGACUGCAAUCUUUCUGAAUUGCCCAGUGACUUUGGAUGCUUGUCUUCAUUAAUAGAAUUAGAUCUCAGCAGAAAUCAAUUCCGUAGACUACCCGAGAGCAUCGGCCAACUCUCUAGACUUGGCUAUCUUCACUUGGAAUGGUGCCACAAGAUUCGGAGAUUACCAGAGCUUCCAUCUCAUGUUAUCGUAGACGCUGAGAACUGCAUUUCAUUAGAUAGGUUGGCCAAUCAAAUAGGACAAAGCAAUUCGUUGCGACGAGGAUAUUUUCCCAACUGUUUCAAACUGGUGGAGAAUCAAAGCUGUGAGAGUAUAGCACUUUCAUUUCUAACACGAUGCCUUAAGAGUCGAGAAUUUGACUUAGUUGUUCCUGGAAAUGAAAUUCCAGAGUGGUACAAUCACCGAAGUGUGGGGUCUUCGAUAAUCGUAGAGCUGCAUCCCGGUUGGUUUAGUAACAAGUGGAUGGGAUUCGCCUGGUGUGUCGUUUUUAGACUCAUGAAACCACUCUCGCCUUCGGUUGAGUGGUAUAUUGAUUCCGAACUGAGUGCCAAUGGAAAAUCCUUGCCAAUCACGUACAGUGUUGGUGUAUUUGGGGGAAAGUGGGGUCAACCUGUGUUGGAUCACAUUUGGUUCUUCUAUGGGGCGCGUGAUACGUUCUCUCGACAAGAGUUGCAAGAUAUCUACUGUCAGCUUGUAUUCUCAUUUCAACCUGGCUGCUGGGAUGAACGAAUAAAGAUUGAGGAAAUUGUGCGAGUGAAAAAGUGUGGGGUCCGUAUGAUAUAUGAAGGAGAUGCAGAGGAGCUUUCGGAAACAUUAUUAAAGCAUAGCAAUAUUGGCAUUAAUACCAAGCAAUGCCUUCAACACAAUGACGAUGAUGAAGCAUCUAGUAGUGCAAGUCAGGCUCUUCCAAAAAGAAUUGAGCAACUCCCUCUUGACAGCACAGGACCCGGUGGAACUUGAUUGUUAUAUUCAUGACCAGAAACAUGGUCAAUGCACAUUUUUUUUUCUGUAAAAAAGAAGGCAAAACCUGUUGUAAAUUAAAUGAUGAUGAUUUUCUUCAGCUUUUUAGCCGGAAAGCAUUCAAAAGAGGUUACCCUGAAGAAGAUUUUCUUGGUGUGUCUAAAUCUGUUAUAAAUUAUGCCAAAGGUCUUCCUUUAGCUCUUAAAGUACUGGGUUCUCUUUUGUAUAAAAGUGAUCCAA